CGAUGUCAGAGUGGGUGGCGCAAAUACAACAACCACUGCUACAAGCGGAUGACAGACAAGGCCAGCUGGUCUACAGCGAGCUCACGAUGUAAACAACAGGGCGCAAUUCUUGCCUCUGUCAACAACCAUGGAGAGAACAACUUCAUCGGGAGUCUCAUCUCGAAUGCACGUGAUAGAAGGCUAGUUCCGUCCUACUGGCUGGGUCUGACUAAAGAAUCUGGAUGGUGGAAGUGGACGGAUGGGUCACGUGUUGUCUACACCAACUGGGCUGAGGGUGAGCCGAGUAACAGCAUGCUUUGGUCGCUUGGGCAGGGAGAGAAUUGUGGCUCCAUGUAUACCAAGACCGGCAAAAAUAUAGGUUGGGAUCCAACGAGGCACACAGGACAGUGGAACGACAACAAAUGCAGCUCUAGGUUCCCCUAUGUUUGCGAGAAACCAAUCUGACAACGUUAUUGAACUAACUAAUUUUCAACACAAAAAAUGGACUCACCCAAAUUUUCGACUGAACAGC
Branchiostoma floridae (Florida lancelet) is the source of this 511-nucleotide messenger RNA. RefSeq names its product hepatic lectin-like. Bases 49 to 444 code for a protein of 131 amino acids. The record is from RefSeq and is a predicted model, not a curated record. Gene Ontology annotation, molecular function: signaling receptor activity. The transcript is spliced from 3 exons. Lineage: Eukaryota; Metazoa; Chordata; Leptocardii; Amphioxiformes; Branchiostomatidae.